UCUCAUUUUAAUCAGAAAUGUGCGGGCUACAAUCAUGCCUCAUUAAGAACGGUUCGGGUUAUUUUUUGGGGUUUCUGAAAAACUCGUUUUCUAGAAAACCAGGUCUUCGAAGGGCCAGCAUGGUCGAUAACCUAUAAUCCACUAGAUUCCGAGCAAAAAGCGUUUAAUAACUUCGUGGGGUUCCCUCGUCAGACUCAUGGUUUAAAACAACAAUACGAAACUGAUUUAACAUUUUCAGAUAAUAUUCAUAAGAUUCCCGCUUUAGCUUUUCUUGAACCUGAUUCUGUUAUUGAUGGUUUCGAAACAUUGUGCGCACGUUUAGAUGAUACUUAUCAGGACAUUCUCGAUUAUAUGGAAGAUACAUAUAUUGGACGAAUACGAGGUGCAAUCAGAAGACAACCUCUUUUCAAUAUUGACUUCUGGAAUAUACGUAAUCGAGUAUUAAAUAAUACACAUAAAACAAAUAAUAAUGUCGAAGCUUGGCAUCAAAAAAUGAAUUCAGCUUUUCUACGUAAUCAUCCAAAUUUAUGGACUUUUUUGGAAAAGCUUAUAAAACAAGAAAAUAUACUUCAUACAGAUAUAAUCAAAGCAAAAUCUGGUCAAGCACCAACAAUAUCAAAACAAUACAUAUCAGUUCAUAAACGACUUCAUAACUUAGUAGAAAACCCACCUCCUUCUGUUUAUGAACAGCUUGAGGCAAUAGGACGUUUAAUAUCUUUAUAA
Molecule: messenger RNA, 723 nt
Organism: Didymodactylos carnosus
Lineage: Eukaryota; Metazoa; Rotifera; Eurotatoria; Philodinida; Philodinidae
Source: the annotation of a GenBank genome assembly